This is a messenger RNA of Mustela erminea (ermine), 1666 nucleotides long. RefSeq names its product leucine rich repeats and transmembrane domains 1 (gene LRTM1). The record is from RefSeq and is a predicted model, not a curated record. Gene Ontology annotation, cellular component: extracellular matrix. The coding region runs from base 523 to 1560 and encodes 345 amino acids. NCBI's taxonomy places the organism in Eukaryota, Metazoa, Chordata, Mammalia, Carnivora, Mustelidae. Gene Ontology annotation, molecular function: protein binding. The transcript has 3 exons.
UUGAGAAUCUACGGCAAGUGUCCCCCAACCCGGCGAGGGCUAACACAGCAUGGUUAAUAAGUCAACAGAAUUCAGAAACCACCACCGGAUUAGGAAGGCAGGUUUUUUUUUUUUUUUUGGUGCCCUGGACUCCAAGCAGAUUAAAUAAUCAGAAAGGCCGAGCCAUCGGGGUCACGUUUGAAUGCUACAGCUGUUCACGGAGGUUUGACAAACAUUCUUUCUGGGGCUCGUCGUCUGAAUGGGAAAGGCCAGGAUGAUCCUGGGGAGGCUGACACUUUAAGAAAGAAGAGGGGACACUGUCAAAAGGCCCUCUUAUGGAAAACAAUCCCAGCCAGAUGGAGACAGGGGCGGGAUUGCUUAAAUACGUGGUCCCUGAAAGCGACAACAGCGUUCAGCGUGACAGCAAAGCUUGUGCUGGAAUGACAAGCUGGGCUCUGAGCUCGCCAUGCCCUCCGCGUGUGGAUCUGCAGAUUAAGAGAGGUGGGCUACGCCUUCCAUGAGAAAGCCUGUGGAGACUCAGCCAUGAAAGGUGAACUGCUUCUGCUUUGGGGCACGUUGGCCCUGCUCCGGCUGGCAGGCAGCUGCCCAGAGAAGUGCCGCUGCCGCUCCUCCUCACGAUCCGUAGACUGCAGCCGGCAGGGGCUGGCUGAGGUCCCUCAGGAUUUGCCUCCGCAGACUCAAACGCUGCUCUUGCAAGACAACCAGAUAGGCCAGCUUCCUGCAUUUGCGUUUAGGUCAGUGCCACAGCUCACGACCCUGAACUUGGGCAACAAUUCUCUUUCGCAUCUGGCCGCCGGGGUUUUCCAUGGACUCCAGCACUUGCAAGUCUUGAACCUGACCCAGAACUCCCUGCAUUUUCUGGAAAGCAGGCUUUUCCACUCCCUCCCACAGCUGAGGGAGCUUGAUUUGUCAUCAAACGACAUCAGGCACCUUCCCACAUCCCCCGGGAAGCCUUGGCAGAACCUGACCGUAUUUGCAGUUCAACAAAACCAGCUUCAGCACCUUGAUCGAGCGCUCCUGGAAUCCAUGCCCAGAGUGAGGCUUUUACUUCUCAAGGACAACCUCUGGAAAUGCAAUUGCCACUUGCUCAGUCUUAAACUCUGGCUGGAGAAAUUUAUCUAUAAAGGGGGAGUAACAGACAGUGUCAUCUGUGCGUCACCAGACACCUGGAAGGGAGAGGAUCUCCUGAAGAUCCCUCAUGAGCUGUACCAGCCCUGUCCUUUCCCUUCUCCGGACAUAGGCUCCUCCAGGGGGCAGCAGCUGGGUUCUGCCCACCGGCCUGUUCCCGCGUCUCCCGAGAGCCACAGUUUGGGGGAGCGAGACCCCUCAGAGUGUGAGCUCAAACCCAAGCCGAAGCCGGCCAGCCUGCGUCACGCGGUGGCCACCGUCAUCAUCACAGGGGUUGUGUGCGGGAUCGUAUGUCUCAUGAUGUUGGCUGCAGCCAUCUACGGCUGCACCUAUGCGGCCAUCACAGCCCAGUACCACGGGGGACGCUUGGCUCAGACCAACGAGCCUGUGAAGACGGAAGGAAAAGAGCUGUAUGCCAGCUCACCAGCCUGAGGACCUCCGUCUCAGAAAGAAAGCAUCAUCUCCUGCCAGAGAAUGAGUCUGAGUAGGGCUGAUGCUAAGAUCUCAUCUUGUUUUUCUCAAAAGAAAAAAAGAAAAA